AAUUUUUUAUUUUUUUUGCCCUUUUGACAUUCCUGCUGACGAGUACCGGAAAAGACAAUGUCGAACGAAGCCCCAGAAAAACCACCGUGCAACACCCCGGAGCAUGACUCAGCCAGUACUGCCGUCGACGGCGACGGCGUAAACGACAACAACGACACUUCAAAUUCUGCCUUAGCGAAGGGCCUUUCCACCAUAAUAUCUUCUAUAAUCCGGGAAUUUGAUGACAGCGCUGCCGCCACCUCUCGUAGUCAAGAUCAGCUCUCUUCCACUCUCGAUCGUCUCACUGGAGAGCUUGACAAGCUGCUGGAAGAUGCCCCAUUGCCUUUUAUCAUGCAGCAUGCUGCCAGAAUUUCUGGUGUUAGGAAAAGAAUUACAUCAUUGAACUCACUUUUGAAGUCUAUACAGAGGCGUCUUGAUAGUAUCGACCACACACUAUCUGCUGGUUUGAGACAUGAGCAGUCCACAGGGGAUGGUGGGCGAGACCAUGAGAACCAUAAGUCUUCAUUGAAGAGUUCAUGAUCAAAAUCCAGAGAAGAUUCAAAUGUCCUUCGCAGUGCCUGUAGACGCUCCUUCUGAUUGUGCAAGCAUUUGGAACUGAUUCAGCCUGGUGGUGUAAAAGGUAGUCUGAUGCAUGAAGUUACAACACUCUGGUAUUCUGAAAAGAUGUUCUUUUACCUAUCAAAAUUUCUCGUUUUCAGCUUGUGCCACAGUAUGUCCUAGUUGCCCAGAAAAGCAAAACAUUAUAAAAUGGAAAACGUGUGGUGACUGAUUUAGGAGCUCAACUACUGUAGGCCAGCCUGUAGGUACAAUUUGAAGGGGGAAAUCUUUGUGAAACUGAAUUCUUAUAUUCUGCUCCGAAACAUAUUGUUAAUCGUUUUGCAUUGCAUCAGAUAGGUGUACUUUGUUUUACAACUUGACAUUUUAUUGUAUAAUGUGUAUUCAUGAUUCUAUAAUUGAUAAGACCAGUGAUUGGUGGUUCUGAAAUACCGUGAGAAGA
Molecule: messenger RNA, 997 nt
Organism: Solanum stenotomum
Lineage: Eukaryota; Viridiplantae; Streptophyta; Magnoliopsida; Solanales; Solanaceae
Exons: 4
Coding region: 58-519 (153 amino acids)
Biological process (GO): lysosome localization; intracellular protein transport; lysosome organization
Cellular component (GO): BORC complex; synaptic vesicle; BLOC-1 complex
Molecular function (GO): SNARE binding
Source: RefSeq, a predicted model, not a curated record